Schistosoma rodhaini is the source of this 9151-nucleotide messenger RNA. Lineage: Eukaryota; Metazoa; Platyhelminthes; Trematoda; Strigeidida; Schistosomatidae. The record is from the annotation of a GenBank genome assembly.
AUGAUGUCAUCGGUUCUAAAGGGCAAGAUUUUGAAACCGUUUCUUAAGUUUACGAAAAACCUUUCUUCAAAUAAACUUCAUAUGAGUUUAUUAAAAGGUGUUUUGGAGCUGGAAACAAUAGAAUUAGAAGAAAAUGCUUUAAUGGAACUUCUUGAUCUGCCAACUUGGUUACUUUUACGUAAAGCACAUUGUACAAAUGUUGUAGCUAAAAUACACUGGACAAAGUUAAAAACUCAUCCUGUCCUCAUUAGUAUUGAUCAUAUAAAUAUUGAGUUGCAAGCUCUGGAUGAACCACGUCCAACUUCACAUUCGCCUACAGCUAAUUAUAGAGGUGGAUCUGGUAAAUAUGGGUUUAGUGAUAAAGUAAUUGAUGGAGUUACUAUUCAAGUGAAUUCAGUUUUUAUUGAGUUCUUCGCUCAAGCCUUUCAGGGCUCAGUUGAAUUGUCCAGGUUUUGUGUACUGAGUAAAUCACCGAACUGGCAAAAUUGUUUGUUAAAUUUAAGCACUCUGACAUUACCACAAUAUGAUUCGAUAUUGAUGUUCAAAGAAGUCUCUUGGGAAUCGGCACGUAUUGUGGCUGAUGGUCUACUAACUGAACUACAUGGUACACCAGUUAAACUUAUAACAAAUCAAUCUCGUGUGCGUUUAACAAUGAAAAAGCGGUUAUCUGAUGGGUCACUGAUCAGUUCUCGUAUUCGUCUUAUACUAGACGAUAUACUUUGGGUAUUUACAUCAUCUCAAGUUGAAGCAGCCAUUGUAUUUGCACGUUCUUUAGAACAUUCAAUACGUUUAGCUAAUGAACAGAGUAAACGAUUCGCAGCAGAGAAAGCUAAGCGACAAACCGUCACUUUGGUUUCAUCAUCAGAAACUCAGUCUUUGGUGAAUAAUAGUUACAAUAACAAUAAUAAUGGCAGUAAUAUUAACUAUACUACUAAUAGUAAUAUUUACCCCAUGGUAGAAGUGCGAAAUAUCAAAUGCACAGAGGAUUAUGCAAAUGCUGUGAAUAUGUUUCAUCAAUAUGAUGUUUUGGAAACAUCUUAUCAUUUGAUUGUUAAUCGGACAGAAUUGCACUUUUGUGAUGAAACUAAAGAAAAAAUUAAACUCAAUCCAAACAUUGUACCGAAUGGAUCAAUGCGGGUUAAUUUAACCAUAUUAUCUAUAGAUUGGUAUCCAUAUCAUUUAGACUUGUCACCAGAACUACCUUGGCCUGGUUGUCGAGAAUUCCACAGUGCACGUGAUAAUUGGUUAAAAGGUAUUAAUCCUAUUCAUUUUACCUAUGGUGGUCGUAAAGUAUUCAGUACAAAUUCUUCAACUGUUUCUACUGAUAAUCAAUUUGUUAUAUUGGAUUGUGGUUUCUUGCAGACAGUGAAUACAUCAAUUUUACAAAGUGUUGGUAUUCUACGAUUAGUUGACAUCACUGUAUCAUGUGUAUCUUAUCCGAAUUCCGUGUUGAAGCCGGGUGAUCCAUCUACAUUGUUUUCAAAAUCUUCGCAAACCAAUAAAACAUUUUUCGACAAUAACAACAGUGCACGUAUAAAAGCUGAAAUUCCAAUUGAUAAAAAUCUUUUCAUUGGAUCAGAUAAAUUGUUACAUAAUCUACCUGAUGCAUCAUCAUUUCUUACCAUUGAAUUUAAAAAUUAUUAUUGUGUAGAUAAUACACCAAGCCCAAGUUCGUCAAAUCAAUCUUUACCAUGUUCAUUGUUUUGUCAAAUCAAUCCAUUUUAUAUAAAUUUCGAUCCAGAUACUGUUAUAUGGUUGAAUACAUUUCUAUUGGCAUUACAGUCAAACUUGUCAACUUUUUUGUGCGGCAGAGAUAUGAAGAAUCCAUCGAAUCAAUCAAACAGACUGUUUGAUUUAAAUCGAUAUCAUGUCCGUCUUGAAGCUUUGAUGCCUCGUUUGAUAUUCUCACUAUUUGGAAAGUCCAAUCGUCAUACGAAUUCAUCGAAUUGGAUUGGACCACACGCACUUAUUUUACAAUCAGAUCAAAUUAUCGUACAGUCACUAGCGGCUCCUAUAUCAUCACAUGUUGCUGAUUGUUUGAAGAAGCUAUUAGAUAAUUUGCAAUUGAGUUAUGGUCAAUAUGAUACCAGUUGCAUGGGCAAUAAUCCAUUCAUUUCUCAAGCUGUUCCGCACAAAUCACCAGAUUUGUCCAAAUUCCAAAAACUAGUUCAGUCAGCUACAGAAUUACAUAGUUUAUGUCCCAAUUUCGAAGAACAAUUUUGGUGUAUUCACUGUCCAAAUGUAUGGAGUGAAUUUCUUACAAUAGUUGAUAUGACGACAUACCAUUCUGUUCAUCUUGCUAACAACGAUCAUCGAAUAAAUGAUUGUGUAAUAUAUCGUCAAUCAUUAAUUGAAUCUCUUCCUUUAACUAUAUGGUCAUUAAUACCAAUUAAUAUAUCGAUGCCUUCAACAGUUAUCAACGAUAAUCAACCAUUCAAUCAUUCUCCAAUAUCGUUGAUAAUUGAUAUUGACAAUAAAUUAAUCCCUAUGGAUUCAAAAUCAUCAUCCUCACAUAUGAUAAACCAAUCAGUAGAUCAAUAUCCAAUCAAAUUCUUUUUAGGUUCUACAGAUCAAUUACACACUAAUCGUAUUUUAUUAUCACGCCUUAUCAAAAUUUCUACCAUGAACAGUGAAAAACUGAGAAUUCCUGACACAUUAGAUCAGAUCAUAUUUUUGUAUUAUAUAUAUCAGCAAAUUUCUUAUGUACAAACACGUUUGUGCUUAGAUUAUCAGGCAUUUACACAAAUCACCGAAAGUCGAUCCACAUUAUCAAUCAGUCCACAAUCAAAUCAUAAUUACCACAAUUUGUUAUGCUGUGUAGGUUUUUCCACACUGCGGUCAAUUGAGCUGGACGUAAAUGUUUUUCAUCAUCAAGAAAAUGAAAUUCGUAUGAAACAAGUAUCGUCUCCUAGUUUCACGGAGAAUAAUAUUGACACUAGUCUACAGAAUACUCCAAACGUAUCUGCUACAUGUGUCAACUUUUUUCCGAAUAAAUGUUUAUCAACUACUUCAUUGUCAUCGUCAUCAUCACCAUCAUUUUCAACAAAAUUCUCACAUAAUCUUACUCCACUUUCUGCUGCUGCAAUGCUACCAUUGUCGUCGCAGACACCGAUUUGCCGUCAUCACUCCAUGUUUACACCCUCAUGGGAUUCGUUAUCAUUAAAAACCGAAGGUUCUGUGUUGGACAAUAGUAAAUCGAAUAGGACUAAUCUUCGGAAAUCAAUGCGUGGGCGCAUUAAUUCCUCAGAUGAUAGUCCGCAAUUUUUAACACAAAAUGAUAGUGAUCGUGGUAUUGGAACUACUGAUGGCGCUAAUAAUAAUAGUAAUAGAUGUACGAAUAAGUUAGUAAAUUCCGAUUUAUCAUCAGCCAAAAUGCUUUUAAUGAAACGUAAAACUCAUUCGACAGUUACGUUUGUCAAUAAAAAAAAUGAAUGUAAUGGGGAUGACCGAAACAAACAGUCACAAAAUAAACCUCUCUCUGAACAAGAUCUUUUUAUGCUUAAUCCUGUUGCGGAUGGAGUUUGGGCAAACAAUUCAUCUACAAAUAAUAUAAGUCAACAGUUUUCUAUUUCCAGUGAUUUAUCUGAUCUACAAAGUAUAUCCAGUUCGAUGGAUGACUGGACUAAACCAUAUGAAGUUUUAUCUAAUUUGAAUUCAUCGUGUACAUAUCAAACCAACGAUAUGUUAUGGCCACACCUCAAUCAUCAGCAUCUGCCCAACUCUUCAUCAUUUUUAUUAAGUCCAGAUGAGAUUGGUUCGGAAUUGUUAGACGCAGAUGUCUUUACACCAUAUACAUCGAAUACUUCCGCUGCAGCUACUAUUACUACUGCUAAUAGUUUGACAGCAGCAAUGGAAAAGUAUCAUGAGCCAAAAUCAGAGGAAAAUAUUACUGAUCAUGAUAGAUUUCGCCGAUGGAAAAAGUCAAAUAUGUCGAGUGUAAUUAUACAGUUGACUGGAUUUUCAUUUGAAGCGGAUGCUAUGAAUUUAGAAACACGUCUUUGGAUUGUAUUUAAGUCACUCCAAUUAUUUAUGAAACCCGAAGAAUCAUUUCAUUGUUCCACUGCUUCAUCUCGUGCUGAACCUCACUCAAAACAACAUAAUGAAUUCGUACAGUCUGAUUAUUUAUGGUCGAUUUUCCUAAGUUUUGGUGGUGAUCCAACACUUGAAGUAACAAAACUAAAGCCUCCAACUAGCUAUAUUUAUCCAUGGUUAUAUGCAAAUGCUACUUUAUUAAAAGACUGGAGACUCAUUAUUCCAUCAAAUAUUCAAGAAUUAUUUAUUCACGUAUGGCAUCAGAUUGGCAGCCAUGAAGACAUAAAUCUAUUCAAUUCUUCUCUGCUUAGUAACAUACAUGGAGUUAGCGUGGAUAAUAAUAAUAAUAAUAAUAAUAAUAAUAAUAAUAAUAAUAAUAAUAAUUCAAUUAGUUCACCUCCAAGAUGUGCAAUUCGUUUAUUGUUAAAACAAGGAAAUUUAUCACUGGAACUGGGAUCAUGUGUCAAUGAAAAUCCAGAACAAUUAAAACUCUUCAGACAGUUGUUUCUGCAACAAGGAUUGAUUAUUGAACUAACAGAAUAUGGUGUAUUUCAAAUUGCAUUUGACAAAUGCACAGUGAAUAUGGAACAAGUUAAUAAUAUGGAAUGUGUGAAUCAUUAUCGUAACCGUACAAUGAGUAUUGACAAAAAGUUAUUAUCCUCUUACUCUCCAGUAAACACUCCCAGUGAUUUUCAUAAUAUCCUAAUCAAUCGAUAUGCAUUUGAGAAUAAAAUAUUGAAAGAUAAGGUAAAGUUAACUCUAAGUUUAUGAAUUAUUUUUUUAGAUCCAGUUCCAUGCUUAUAUUUGUAUGAUGCUCAAUGACUAUUAAUACGUUGUAUUAAUGCAUAUACUUACUUGACUGAAACUUGUAUCUUGUAAAAAUAAAACUUAACUAAGUAGAUCUUUUGAUGGGAGUGUUCACUAUGGAGCUGAGAUCAUUGACUGAAAAGAAAGUUUGAUCGACGAAUAUGAUAAUAAAAACAGCAACGUAGAAUCUUGUCCGUCAAUAAGACGAUUUGAAGUCUCACAUUGAUAUGUGAGAAAAUCAUUGAGAUGAAAAGAAGUGUAAACUAGUCGAAACUCACUUUCUUUGUCCUUUGAUAAACCAUGAUGACAGAUAUCUUCAGAUGUUGUAAAGGAAAGGACGCGAUGUGCAAUAUACCUUAAAUACAAGUGAACUAACAUACGCACAUCGAAUUUCUUAUUCAGAGCAACUUACCCUUCAUUUGGGGGACAAAUGUGUAUUGGUCGAAUUUGCUUCACCACUUGGCAAAUAUGUUAGUCAUUCAUCGUACAUGAGUUUUGUCAUUUUUUAAACAGUAUAUGAAACAUCAAGAGACAUUUAUGCCAAUAUCUUUAAUCAGGACAGAUAUUGCACAAUGGUCCUGAUUUCAUGAGUUUUACUGCCAGCCCCCCAAAUAUGUUAUGGUAAUUCGAAAGCAGAACUAGAUUUCUGAGUAGCUUACGAAUUAAUAUCUGAUCACCGAGUAAUAUAUGAAACUCUAAGCCGCCACAGUUCAUAAUUAAGGGGUCACAGUUAUCAUUCAGAUGCUUAAAUCGAAAUCAAUUUCGACCUGCAACUUAAUUCAGUUGUAAUUCCAGAACCCCUGCCCUAUGAGACUAUUCAUGAAAAUGCAAAAGUGAGCCAUUUGUUAGUAACCAAGUGCAGAUUGACCCAUUUGGUUUUAACCCAUAAAUUUUCGAUCCAAACUGAAUUAAGCAGAGUCAAAUUACAAACUUUUAACCCAAUAGCUGAAUUUUGAUUAUUCUUUUCAGUAGUAUACAUUCAGUGCGUUUGACAAUUUUACAUACCAUUUAAGUAGAUACACAUUCCGUACCCACCUAGUAAGGAUGUUAAUAAAAUGCUCAAACUAAUAGUGUCUGUGUGCCAAAAAGCUGGUGUAUAUACCUCCAAUUGAAGUCAGUUAAUGAUAUGAACUCCCUUGAAGUCUAACAACCUCCAUGAAUGGACGGCUUUGAAUUAUUGUCACGCUGUAUCGAAGAUUAACGAAAAUUCAGAAUGUAGAACACUGGAUGUUGACUUGGGAUGUGAGUUCGUAUUACUUGGAAGAAACAGUUAUGCAAUCACCCCUAGCUUUCAUUGUUUAUCUAGUUGGUGCCAAUCCAUGAUGAAACCCAACUAACAAACACAUCUUCAUAAAUUACUUAUCUUAAUAGAUUUUAUAAUUAUUAUUGUAGAUUGAGGCCUUGACAAAUGAAUUAAUGAAACUAAGAUCAAUGCAUAAUGCUUAAUACUGAUCAACUAUACCGAAAAUAUGAUUUACCAUAUAUUUAUAGAAUACUACAAAUUAUACAGGUAUUUCUCGCUUUGACAACGAUUUCACUGACUAUUUUUUUUCUAUCAAAAAAGGGUUUUCCAUGUGAGGGUGGAUGCCGUUUAAUUUUUAAUGCAGAGAAACUAAUUGUAUUCAUAAUUUUAGUCAGAAAUAAAAGUCUCCCUGUUAUUUUUCUACCGAUCAUUAUCUCAUAACAAUGUACAUGUCAGUGCACUUGUCUGUUUAUCACACAUGGACAGAUCCAUGAUAGGAAAUCAUUUUUGAGAUGUAAAUACAGUUAUUUCUCAAUCACCCACCGUAAAUUAAACUCCAAUUUGUGUACAGUUUCCACUUAUCGAUUUAUUUAGUAAUAGUUCCAUGAACUUGUUUUGUACUUUUUUUCUUGGGUCACUUUCUUUGUCUUACUAUUUAUUGUUGAUUUAUCGAAUUCAAAAUAUAUUGACUGCUUUUUUUAUUAAUCAGCAUUCUUUAAUCACUCAGCGUUUUUUCUUUGUCCACUAGAAGAAGAAAGAAACAAGAUAUACAAAUACAUACAUAACAACAAAAGAUGGUUUUGUUCUUUUGGAAUGAUCUUCUACCCUGUUUUCGUCGUUCGCCCGCACACACAAUGCGGCGCCCGAACCCCACUAGUAAAUAGCAAUAUAUGUUUCCCUCGAUGAAUCUGGAGAUGGUUUUCGCCAUGCAUCAAUAUCAUCUGGAAAAUCACUAACAACUGAGUUCGCUAGGGAGCUGUUUCGUCCCAGAGUGAGACUCUUCAAAAAAUCGCACCGAAAACCUCCAGGUCUCGUGUCGAGUACCAUAGUUUUUCACUUUUGGUCGUGAUAAAUUGGUUUAUAUUUGAGAUUUCAGUCCCAUGGGUCAUAGUUUUCCCACUCUGGACAUUUAGGGGGGUUUCUAUGUGAUUUUAGGUUUUUGUACUUGAUGUGGAAAAGUAUCCAUGUAGCCCCAAAUGACUUUAAGCUCUAUCGAUGGUUGUAAUUAAGGCUUUUUCACAGUUCCACAAUUACGGAAGACAUCAACAAAAUACUACUUAAUUACUUAUUAUUGUACAUAAACCGAAUUACUUCUUAUCACUACUUAUACUUCAAGAAUAAUAUUCAAGGUAGAUCAAAACGGUGGUUAAUUGUCGAAUUUGAAACCUUUAUAAAACGUUAUGUGCACAUGAUGGUAUCCACAAAUCUCCUUUUUGAAAAAUGUUCUGACGUUCCAUAGUAUUCAUUCACGGGUAUCUUUAACAAAUCCUUCUCAACUAAUCUUAUACCGAAAAUUUGGAGAAAGAUAAAGAUAAUCCGUGUACAUAAGAAAGUAUCUGGUGGUAUGAAUGAGAAAUUUAGACCCAUAGCAAUAACUUCACCUUUACUCAAAACAAUGAAAAUAUUAUUGAUACUCCCACUUUAACCUGCAAUAAAAGGGCGCAUUGAUCCGUAUCAGUUUGCUUACAAAUGCAAAAGAAGCACCUUAGAUGCCGUUGCUGUUCUGCAUCACAAUAUAGUGUUCAGCUUAGAAAGGGGUAAUAAGUAUGAUCGAUGCACUUUCCUGUAAUGUACUUCUGCUUUUGAUCCUAUCCCAAGACAACUUUUACUUAACAAGUUAAUCAGCGUCGACACAGACAGCUGGACGAAUAACUGGCUAUUUUCCUACCUCUCUGGAAGAGAAUAGUACACUGUCUAGAGGAAAGUGUUUAAUGUCUCUACUGUCUAAUGAACGUUUGCCACAAAGAACUGUCCUUUCACUUAUAUUCUGCGAUCUUCCGCAGAAAAAACUUGUGAAAUAUGCGGAAGAUCUCACUGUCUGUGUGCUGAUUUCUACCUCUUUACAUCCCAUAGAAAUGAUUAAGUUUUUGUCUCGUAUUGAACGGUGGUCUGUUAUUAAUGGCCUCAUUCUUAACCCGUCUAAAUGUCAAGCUCAUAACUUUAGAGACAUUAACAGCACCUAAACACCUUUUUGGGAUCCUAUAAUGCUUGUGCCAUUGGAGACUUUUUGGUAAACAGUGUCGAAGGUCAACUAUUUUGGUAUUACCCUUUCCUCUAAUCUCUCUUAGUCUUCUCGUGUUUUACUGUUACCAAAGAAAGUUUUCUAUUUGAUUUACUAUAUGAAGAGGCAGCAUGCUUUUGUUGAUUCCUACAUAUUACUCUUUAAUAUUCUCCAUUAUUCUUUUCCGAGCUUUUGAGAAAAGACUUUGCUGAAUUGCGGAGUGCUGAAAGCAGUUAGGAAGGUGAUAUGGUGAAUCUUUUGAGGUCAUUAUUAAUAUGGUUGUGGAUAGACAUCUAAAGUCUUGCAAACUCCUGAUAGGUGUUAUCUUAUUAGAUACUAAUCAUCCACUUCAUUCAUAUUUUUCUCCUUGUAUAUCUUCAGGUAGAACGAGAUGUAAAUACAUUAAAAUCCAUGCACGCAAGCAAAGGUAUAAAAGUUCUAUGAUACCUUACCUAGCUAAUGUACUCUGCGACGAACAAGUUGUUAAAGUUAACCAAGUCAAUAACCUGUAUUCUUAAACAUGUUUCUAAUUUAAAACGUUUUACAAAUUCAGAUCUUUUCUUUUUUGUUUAUGUAAAAGAAACUUAUUGAAAUAAAUUGUGCUGAGAAUUCUAUAUUGUACCAAAAUAUAAUAUUGAAUAAAACCAUUAAUAAUAAUCACUAGCAGAUUUUCUUGUAAACAAAUAUGCAACACUGGACUACGUUUUUCCUCAACUUAUUACUGACUUACGCCUGUUGUCCCAUGUGGAGGAGCAUAGACCGCACACUAGUAUUCUCCAUCCAACUCUGUCCCAAGCAAUCCUUUCUAGUUCUUUCCAGUUAACAUUCAUCCUUUUCAUAUCUGCUUC